Molecule: messenger RNA, 2640 nt
Organism: Rhipicephalus microplus (southern cattle tick)
Lineage: Eukaryota; Metazoa; Arthropoda; Arachnida; Ixodida; Ixodidae
Biological process (GO): germ-line stem cell division
Molecular function (GO): nucleic acid binding; ATP binding
Source: RefSeq, a predicted model, not a curated record
AUGUCAAGCCUGAUGAAACAACAGAAAAAACUGCAUCCUACUCCUACCAGUAAUGUAAAUCCCUCAACACCGGAACCUCCUUCAUGUGUGAAUAGCGCCAAAAGUCAGCCUACUUCUGAAAAAACUGCAAGCAACAAAACUGCUGAUGAGUCCAUAGACUACAGUGACUUCAUGAGUCCAUGCCACAUAGUUGAAGAGAUUGUGGAUCCAGAUGUUGAGGAAGCAAAGUGGAACCUCAAAUUUGAUACUGAAGUGGCAGACCUUGCAGCCAUUAACGUGUGCCAAGCACCCGAAGACUUCCGGCACCAUGACUUCCAAAGCUUCAGUGAAGUACCACAGGAGCUGGAUCCCUAUGCAGAGUUUGAGGAUGCUCCAUACUUUAGUGCCGAUUUUGAUUCCUGCAAGCUACCAGCCCAGCUUGCUAACUCUAAGGUUCGGGCCGUUUGCCAUGGAAGCAUAGCGCCUACUAAGCCCAUUACACACUUGGAUAAGACAUGCUUCGAUGCUUCUCUAAAGGAGCGCUUGCGUUCCCUGGGGUUCCGCAGCCCAUCGUGCAUUCAGUCAGUGGUCUGGCCAGCAGUUUCAACAGGCAGAAAUGUGGUGGCAGUGGCCACACCGCACACAGGCAAGACACUUGCCUACCUGAUACCACUGGUGUCAAGAAUGCUUACGGAGAUCGACUACCAUCAACUGCCUACAGGCUGUGGUCCCCUGAUGCUAAUCUUGACAUCCACAUGGCAAGGAGCACACCGCAUUUACGAGCAAGUCAACUUGCUUGUUGAAGAAGACGCCAAGUGCCCCAAGUGUUGCAUUUUGUAUGCUGGAGGGUCGGAGGAUGGCAAAGAGAUACCAAUCAUCAAUGGCUGUGACAUACUGGUUGCUACUCCCCACAGCUUUCUGCGUUUCUUGAACAACUACGAGAGACUGAUUGUUAACAUGUAUCGCUGCUGUCAUUUGGUCCUGGAUGACGGUGAACGUUUGCUGGAUACGUACACUGCAGAGGUAACUGCCGUGCUUGAGGAAUUUCUGGAGUGCCAGAAAAAACGCCAGUCAUGCCUCAAGUUUGCUCAAAUAAUAGUCUGCUCAACUAUGUGGACCAGUGGCCUGGACUGGUUUCUGCGUACAUAUAUAGUGCAGCAGACUCCCCUGGUCAUGCUUUCGUCCUUCUCUGAGGCUGCCGUAUAUGCAGCAGUGCCCACAGUGGCCUGCUAUGUUGAACCACACACACAGAAUGAUGCUUUACUGAAUAUUGUAAAAGGCAACGCCAGCCGGAAAGUGGUGGUGUGCGCUGCAGAGAGAGAGACGGCCAUUGCUGCACAUCACUUGCUGGUGUCGCAAGAUCUGUACUCCCUGCUUCUUCAUGAUGAGCUUCCAGUGGCCAAGAUCUCUGAAGUGUCAAGCGAAUGGAUGUCAGAACACACCAAGGUCGACAUGCCCAUCCUUGUGAUCCAGGACAAGGUUCUUCCACUGACCAACAUUCGGGAUGCUGCCGUUCUUGUUCACUAUGACAUACCUGAAUUAUCCCAGUUCAACUUUGGGUUUCGAUACUCGUGCAUUGCUGACCACAUGCGGUCUUUCAGAGAUAAGGAGGAUUUUUAUACCUCUGAACGACCAGUAGUCCACAUGAUACUAUCAAGCAACAACAGGAGUAUUUCUGUACAGCUUGUAGAGUUCCUAAACAGGCUGGGUAGUAAGGUACCUGAUGGACUGGCUCAAUUAGCCUCUGAAGAGAAGGAAAUGAGAGUUUCAUCUAGUGCUGAACUGCCAUUGUGCCCCAACCUCAAGGCUUUUGGCCGUUGUGAAAGGCAGUCAAGUGAGAGUGGCUGCUCAUACCGACACCAGAUUUUGCCCGAGACAGACCAUGCACCAUGCUGGUCUUAUCUGCCAAGUCAGGGAAGUGUUCGGAUUGCAAUAACGAAAGUGACAAGCGCUUCACACUUCUACGCACAGAUUCUUCAACAGUGGAAUAAGCCAUCUGGGCCAGCAAGUGGUAACGAGCCAGAGGUGAAAGAAAACCUGGAGCUUCAGGAAGCCAAGUCACUUUUAAAUGAGUACUUCUCCAAUGUGGAAAACCGUGUGCCUUUCGACGCAAAGGCCACACCUACAGUUGGCCAAGUUUAUGGCCUGGAAGCUAGUGCCAGCCAGUACGAGAGAGUUCUGGUAACUUCGGUGACAUCGAGCAACUCAGCACCAGCCAGCGUGACUGUGACGCACCUCGACUAUGGCGGCCACUCCACUGUAUCUGCAUCUCGACUGUUCCAUCUUCCACCUAAACUCACCAUGAUAAGGCCGCUGGCAGUGGAAGUGUAUUGCUGUGGCAUGCAGCCUCCAGACGGUGACCUCAGCUGGACUUUUCAGGCUGACUUCAGGGCACAUAAUCUCUUCUUCAGGAAGGAGCUUGUUGGCGAGAUUGUGCUGCGCCUAGGCAAUACUCUGUGGCUUGACAGACUCGUAUUCCAAGAGAAGCUGCGGUUUGCUGGCGCUCGGGUGUCCUUACAAAACAUGAGAACCACCCUAGUUAAGGAAGGUUUUGCCAACACAAACCCCUCACACAUGGAGAGGCUGCGCAAGAUGGCUACUGAUGCUGGAGUGACUGUGCCUUCACUUCCUGCAGGUACGAAUGUAAUAUACAAACACUAA